CCACCCUUCCAUACCACCCACCAAAAAAUGGGGCACCCUUUCUUUCUCUUCCUCCUCUUCUUCUCUUUCUGCAAAAGCGGUUUCCCAAAACCGCUUGAGUCCCAAACCCUGCUCUUGAGGCCUCUCUCAAAACCACCCCUCCUUGAUGAAGACCUGAAACAGGAGGAGACAGAGGGUGACCUGUCGGAUCAAACCUCUCUGUUUCUCACUCUACACCACCGGGACUCUCUCUCACUAAACUUGACCGCAGAGGAGCUCUUCAAACUCAGGUUAGAGAGAGAUGAUGCUAGGGUUAAGUCCUUGACCAACUGGGUGAAUCUUGCAGCCGCACUUGGGAGUAGCCAUAGGGGCCAUCACCAUGGUGCCGCCAACCCUGCGGCUCAUGCAAAUGGGUCUGUGCAGACGAGAGGCCGUGGACAGGCCUUCACUGCCCCAGUGGUGUCGGGCCUCCCACAGGGCAGUGGUGAGUACUUUGCGCGUGUGAAGGUGGGCACCCCCCCACAGCCCAUGUAUAUGGUCCUUGACACAGGAAGUGACCUCGCCUGGCUCCAAUGCACCCCUUGCCGACAUUGCUACCGCCAGGUUGGUCCCAUCUUCAACCCAUCCUCCUCUAGCAGCUACUCCACCCUCCCUUGUGCUGCUCCCCUCUGCCGCCGCCUCGAAAUUCGUGCUUGCGAUCGCCGACACCAAUGCCUUUACCAGGUCUCAUAUGGUGAUGGCUCUUUCACGGUGGGCGACUUCUCGACUGAGACCCUCUCCUUCGGGCGCACCGCCCUCCCACACGUUGCCCUCGGAUGUGGGCAUGACAAUGAGGGCCUCUUUAUCGGGGCUGCUGGCCUCCUCGGUCUUGGACGUGGCUCCCUCUCCUUGCCCUCCCAAUUUUCCCAACGCUCCAUCCAUGGCUUCUCUUACUGUCUCACUGACCGAUCCUCGCCCUCCCCUGGCUCACUCUCCUUUGGCAACCUUCCCAACCCGUCCACAACUGUCUUCACCACCAUGAUCAAGAACCCAAAACUUGACACAUUUUACUAUCUUGGCCUCGUUGGCAUCAGCGUUGGUGGAGCCCGCCUCCCUAUAUCUUCAUCUUUGUUUAGACUGGACCCAACAGGAAAUGGUGGGGUCAUUGUUGACUCGGGUACAUCUGUUACCCGACUUGUGUCCUCGGCGUAUGAUGUUGUGCGGGACGCAUUUAGGGCUGGGGCGACAGGGCUGCCACUGGCCGACUCAUUCUCCCUUUUUGAUACGUGCUAUAAUCUGGGGGGGAGGGAUGUGGUGAAGGUGCCGACAAUGGUGUUCCAUUUUGAUGGUGGUGCAGACUUGUCAUUGCCAGCAUCCAAUUAUUUGAUCCCUGUGAACAAUCAGGGGGUUUUCUGCUUCGCAUUUGCAGGUACAAGAAGUGGGUUGUCGAUCAUCGGGAAUAUUCAGCAACAGGGGUUUAGUGUGGUCUUUGAUGGCAAGAACUCGAGGAUUGGGUUCGUGCCCAAGGGUUGCGCUUAGGUGAGCUUCAAGCCUAGGUUGGAUUGUAUGGUUAUCAUUGCUUGUGUUCAGGCAUAGGCUUGCUUUGGGUCCAGUCCUAGGUGAGCUUGGUUCAACCCCAGGUUAGUUCAGGUUCGAGCCUUGGUUGACUUUUGUUCCGUUGGAUUCGGCUUUGGUUUGGGCCUAGGUUAGGUGCUUGACUUGCUGAUGAAGACCUGUGUUAGAUAGUGGCUGUCCCUUUUAUAAUUUUUCUUAUUUUUCUCUUCUGCAAGAAAAUUUGGGAAAUGAAUCAAUGAGGUUAAAUUGUUGUUUAUUUUUCGGGUUCGAGGGAAAGGGAGGUAACACCCUUGACUGUUUCUGGAAAUACCAGAAAUUUCUCUUCUAUGGAGGAGAGGCUUAUUUUUAGCCCCCAUUGAAAGCACUUAUUUUCAUGUAAUACUUAUGUAGUGUUAUUCAUGAUAAGGAUGAUGAGGUAAAAUAAAGUUAUAAUAGAUACUUUUCAGAUAGUUA
Molecule: messenger RNA, 1986 nt
Organism: Amborella trichopoda
Lineage: Eukaryota; Viridiplantae; Streptophyta; Magnoliopsida; Amborellales; Amborellaceae
Product: Eukaryotic aspartyl protease family protein
Biological process (GO): proteolysis
Molecular function (GO): aspartic-type endopeptidase activity
Source: RefSeq, a predicted model, not a curated record